This is a messenger RNA of Pocillopora damicornis (cauliflower coral), 2120 nucleotides long. RefSeq names its product melanocortin receptor 5. Gene Ontology annotation, cellular component: membrane. Gene Ontology annotation, molecular function: G protein-coupled receptor activity. Lineage: Eukaryota; Metazoa; Cnidaria; Anthozoa; Scleractinia; Pocilloporidae. The record is from RefSeq and is a predicted model, not a curated record. Gene Ontology annotation, biological process: G protein-coupled receptor signaling pathway.
UCCAUUGCGAUAAAAUCGUGAUAGAUAUUACCCAGUUUAGACAGUACCUGCUCGGGUCACCAACCAUAACACAGAAUUCGAUUCAUAUCACCUGCUUCCGAAGUUAGCCGUGUUAUAAAUAAUUUUGCUAGGGGAUAUGAAUGCUCAUAAACCUUGCCCUGAUAUUACGCUAAUUUUUAACGGUUUUCUUUUGUUUUUGCUGAGUCAUUUAUUACGCGGCACCGAGACUUCGCGUUCAGUCUCUAAAUUUUUACGAUAGGGCAACAUUGUCGUUUUCACUUAUUGAAGAGAUGACCAACUUUACUGAACAAAGGCAGCCCACAACAACGCAGGAUUUUUGUGAAGCUGAUGAACUCGAAGAAUUUCAUUACAUAGUUCUUGCAUCAGUCAACAUUUUCCUUUCCGUCGCUGCAACUUUAGGGAAUGUCCUGAUCCUCUUCGCUCUUCACAAGGAGUCUUCGCUGCAUCCGCCGUCCAAGCUCUUGCUUCGUUGCCUUGCAAUUACAGAUCUCUGCGUUGGUUUGAUAUCUCACCCGAUGUUUGCCGCACAGUUGCUAUUCAAGAUGUACGAAGUGCGAAAUUUGUGCUCGCCCUUUAAUAUCUCGGAAAGCCUCCUCAGCGUAAUUUUUGGUGGAGUGUCUUUGUUGACAGUAACAGCUGUGAGUGUGGACAGACUUCUUGCGCUGAAACUGGGCCUGCGAUACAGACACACUGUAACAAUAACACGAGUUGGUUCAGUUUUAACCUGCUUCUGCGUUGUGGCUAUUGCAGUCGCUUUCGCAGAACGUUUUUGGAAUUUCGAAAUUUUCACCAACGUGAAGACCGGAGUAAUAGGGCUGUGUUUAAUAACUUCAUUUUUUUGUUACGCGAAGAUCUUCAUUCGUCUGCACCGUCACCAAGUGCAAAUGACAGCCAACUCCUGGCAGCCAAACGGAGAAGGAACUCCUUUGAACAUUGUUCGAUACCGUAAGACAGUUUCUGCAGCACUCUGGAUCCAAAUAACAUUAGUUGCAUGUUAUCUCCCGAGAGCUUUCACUUACACUUUUAGAUCGGCAGCUUUUGCUGGGGAGCUGUACACAGGCACACUUGUGCUCUUCAAUUCCAGUCUCAACCCGUUUCUUUACUGUUGGAAGAUCAAAGAAGUGAGACAAGCAGUGAAAGACACUGUCAAACGAUGUUGCUCCUCCAGUUAGACAAAGUAUUAUUCGGGUGUGUACCAAAAUGGCUGUAUAUUAAAGCUAAUUUAGGGACGGGGAGGGCGGGUGUGUAGGAGUUUUGGGGUUCACAUGGUUUCGUGGGGUUUUAUAUCGAAACAGUCGCCAAGCAUAUAUUCUUUAGGGAUUCGAUGCUUCUAUUUUUUCUUUUACUAAAUUGCGUUUCCUUAGAAUCAGAUUAACAAUUAUUCCUAAACUCCUCUUGGGGUAUGGAAUUCUGGAUUCAGAAGACUUUUUUGUAACGCAACCUCAGAUUCAAAUAUUUUAAAAAGAGCACACUUCGAGAGAAAAUCUUAAACCUAAAUAGUCUCAAUAGCCAAUCGUUGUGUCGCACCAAUGCGACGAAAUGUGUUCAACUUUUCCUUUUUCAGCACCGAUUUUAUUAGGAAUUUUUGGCGCACAACUCUGUCCUUUCCGAGAAUAACCAAAGAGAAUCAGUGACGAUUGUAUCAAUUUAGUUACUUUAGAUCAGAUAGAAAUACUGACUGGGUCAGUACAGUGAAUGAGGAAGGUCUUUGACGAAUAGGUUGAGGAUGUACUUUAAAAAAAUUGCACAUGGUGAAAACUCAUGGGAAAUAAUUUAGCUUUACUUCAAAAUCAGAUAGGAGAAUAAAUAUUUCGGAAACCACUUCUUACCUACAUAUCUCGAGUUCAGUUACCUAAAAACCGCAAAGGCUUUAUUUCUUACGACUGGUUACGACGUUUUAAACCUUGUUAAGAAGUCUCUUCGAUAUACGAAUAAGACCUUGCGCUGUUUAUCAAAAUAAAUAUAUUUACACAUUACCAGUUCUGAGAUACAAGUUGAUAAGUACACACUGUUGUUCCGUUGAAACUGUAGACAAAAACUGUACAAACUUGUGUUUUACUUUUUAGACAGUUUAGCUGAAUAAAUAUAUGAGUAUUUUU